Molecule: messenger RNA, 972 nt
Organism: Portunus trituberculatus (swimming crab)
Lineage: Eukaryota; Metazoa; Arthropoda; Malacostraca; Decapoda; Portunidae
Product: high mobility group-T protein-like
Exons: 3
Coding region: 106-570 (154 amino acids)
Source: RefSeq, a predicted model, not a curated record
GCAGCGCACACAUAGGAACAGCCACGCACUAAGAGAAGACGCACACCACGGUUCCAAGAAGAAUCAGAAGUAAAAUAUCGUCCAUAAGAAAAAAAAUAAAUAAUCAUGGCAAGAAAUGUGUUGGUACAAGCAUGGGUGGUGAUGGUGGUGGCAGCGGCUGUGGUGGCGGCUGCCUGGGUCCCACAAGAAGCGAAUAAAGAAAGGGGCGCCGCCGCUAUGGAACGCAGAGGCGGAGACGAGGAAGCAGAACCAGAGGAAACUGAUCUAAAUGAAGUAAGAGAGGAACCCCAACAUGUAAAGAAGUCUUCAGACACAGGAUCGGUGAAGCUUGGAUCCGUUAUCAAAUCCGGAUACAGGAAGAUGGAAUCAAGGUCAUCCGGAUCCAAUGAGAACUUUGAGAUCGUAAUGCAGAGAUUGAAGGAGAAAAUAGUGGCUGGGGAUAAGAAUGCGUUAGAGCUGAUGAGGAUAUUAGGAUUCCCUGUUAGAAUGGAAAUUCUAAAAUACUACGGGGAUGAUGAUGAUGAUGAUGAUGAUGAUGAUGAUGAUAAUGAUGAUGAUGAUGAUGAUUAGAAGAAAGAUGGAUCUAUUGCUACCACCACACCAGCAUAGCCAUUCAGAAUCAAUGAGGGCAGAGAGGAAAGCUGAGUGUGUGGGGGCUGACUUCUGUCGUUUCAUAAGUGUUCUAUAUAUUCACCAACACUUAUUAUUAUUUUCUUUGUUGAAAGCAUCCUAUUUGUGUCACCACUUCAAUUUUGAGAGUAACAUAAAUCUGUGCUGUUUGUAAGGACAUCAGUCAAAUAUUUCAAAGUCCUCCUCUCGCAUCCUUCUGCAUUUUUCUUUUUUUUUUUUCUUUUACUUUCAUUCUUAAUUUCUUUUUUUUUUUGCAUCUUCCGUCCUUUUCUUCUGGUUCUCUACUGCUUUUAUACUUUUGUUUUCACCCAUACUUCUCUUCUUUACCUGCUCUUCUUCACC